This is a messenger RNA of Umbelopsis ramanniana AG, 641 nucleotides long. RefSeq lists its product as uncharacterized. The record is from RefSeq and is a predicted model, not a curated record. The coding region runs from base 225 to 581 and encodes 118 amino acids. NCBI's taxonomy places the organism in Eukaryota, Fungi, Mucoromycota, Umbelopsidomycetes, Umbelopsidales, Umbelopsidaceae. The transcript has a single exon.
AGCGAAUUGUGAACCCUACGUUCCAAGCUUAUUUCGAACACAGACGAAAGACUUAUGAACAUCGUCGGGCGUUAUUGGAACGCCUGAACGAGAAACUCAAGCAGUUCAACAAGGUACCUAAACCCACCAAGGUGACCAUCACAGAUGGUGAAGAGGAAACGAUACUUGCUGAAUCUGAAGAGGAGGAGUUUGUUUAUACCAAGAUCGAGGAUGCGCAAAAGAAGAUGGCUAAAGACAUCUCCCGAUUGUCUACCCUAGUGGCUACGCUGGCCGCCACUCAAGGCGAUAAUCCUUUGCGGGUGGCUUUAACAUCUCUCAUAUCAUACCUGACUCAAUCCACCUAUUCAUACAGCUAUAGCUACCUCAACUCAAGCAACUCUGGAUCUGGCGUACCUGGUGUGGAUACUGAGGCUAAAGAAGUACAGGAUAUCAAGAGUGAAAUUAGAUCACUCAAGGGUUUCUUGUUGAACCGAAGAAACUUCCCUUCGGCAGCCCAUAUCCAACCUAGCCGAAGCAUGCCCAGUGUACCAACAUAUCACAAAAAACCCGCCACUGAACUUGAAGACAAAGCUGGUAAAUAGUUAUAGAAACGGAGACGGUAACAGAAACGUAAAAGGGAAAAAUGUAUAAAUGAAAAUGUC